AUGAAUGCUCUUAUCGUAAAUAGUUAUUAUAAAGUGACCUCCUCCAAUAUUCGUAAAAGUAAUGUGUUAAAAGUUGUUCUUUGUGGAGCAGCUGGAAAAAUUGGACAACCAAUUUCUUUAUUAUUAAAACAAUCACCGUAUGUCGAAGAACUUGCAUUAUAUGAUAUAAAAGACACAUAUGGACUCGGGCUUGAAUUAAGUCAUAUAGAUACUCAAUGCAAUGUUAAGUCUUAUCAAGGUGUUGAUCAAUUAAGUGAUGCAUUAAGUGGCGCAAAAGUUGUCACAAUUGUUGCAAAUACUCAAAACAACACGAAAAAUUUAUUUGAAGCCAAUGCUAAUAUUGUUUCCUCGUUAAUGUAUGCAGUGGCCGAAUUUUGUCCAGAGGCUUUAGUUGGCAUCGCAACAAAUCCUUUAAACAGCAUUGUGCCCAUAGCUGAAAAUGUCAUGCAAACAAGAGUUGCAAAGUAUAACUCAAAAAGAAUAUUUGGUAUAAAUUCAGUGGACGUUAUACGUGCAAACACCUUAGCUGCAAAUAUUUUAGGAUUACGCCCUGAACGAGUAACUGUUCCAAUCGUUGGAGGACACUCAAAUAAUACAAUAGUUCCAAUUUUCUCACAAAUUAAAACAGAUGUUAAAUUAGAACAGAAAGAUAUUGAAAAAAUUACAAAAAAACUAUUAGAUUCAUGUGAGUCAUGUGAAUUUAAUGACGAAAACGAAAGUCCAUCACUCGCAUCGUCUUUUGCAAUUGCACGAUUUAUAUCGAUACUUGCAAUGGCCACAAAAACAAGAAAAUCUAUAAUAGAAUGUGCAUAUGUUAAGUGUAAUGAAGAAUUAUUAAAUAUUAAAUAUUGUUCAACUCCGCUUCGAAUAAAUGCUACUGGUAUCGAACAAAAUUUAGGCUUACCUAAAAUGUCCGAAUACGAAAGCUCAUUGUUUGAAAAAUCAAGAUAUUACUUAAAAAAAGACAUUGAAUUAGGUGAAACAUAUUGCAUUAAAGAUGAAAUCAUUGAAGAAUUAAAAAAUGAAUAA
Chrysoperla carnea is the source of this 1029-nucleotide messenger RNA. RefSeq names its product malate dehydrogenase, mitochondrial-like. Gene Ontology annotation, molecular function: L-malate dehydrogenase (NAD+) activity. The coding region runs from base 1 to 1029 and encodes 342 amino acids. The record is from RefSeq and is a predicted model, not a curated record. Gene Ontology annotation, cellular component: cytoplasm; mitochondrion. The transcript is spliced from 4 exons. Gene Ontology annotation, biological process: tricarboxylic acid cycle; carboxylic acid metabolic process. NCBI's taxonomy places the organism in Eukaryota, Metazoa, Arthropoda, Insecta, Neuroptera, Chrysopidae.